This is a messenger RNA of Marasmius oreades (fairy-ring Marasmius), 1650 nucleotides long. RefSeq lists its product as uncharacterized. The record is from RefSeq and is a predicted model, not a curated record. Bases 1 to 1650 code for a protein of 549 amino acids. Gene Ontology annotation, molecular function: flavin adenine dinucleotide binding; N,N-dimethylaniline monooxygenase activity; NADP binding. The transcript has 4 exons. NCBI's taxonomy places the organism in Eukaryota, Fungi, Basidiomycota, Agaricomycetes, Agaricales, Marasmiaceae.
AUGUCAGGGUCGAUCUGCGAACCUAAUCUUGGGGAUUUGGACGUACUCAUUGUCGGUGCGGGUUUUAGUGGUUGUUACAACCUCCACAAACUGCGCAAGCUAGGAUGCUCUGUGAAGAUAUUCGAAGCCGGGACCGAUCUGGGGGGUGUAUGGCAUCAGAACUGUUAUCCUGGUGCAAGGGUCGAUUCGCAUGUUCCGCUUUACGAGUUCUCCAUGGAGGAGUUGUGGAAAGACUGGUCUUGGAGUGAGAAAUUUCCCGGAUACGCCGAAAUCCAGAAGUAUUUCCAACAUGUGGAUUCGAAGCUCGAUUUGAAGAGGGACAUCCAUUUCAAUACUCGCGUUGUGGCCGCUCAUUAUGAUGUGGAAUACGACCGCUGGAACGUAAGAGCUGAAAAUGGACUGCUCGCUCGACCUCGUUUCCUUCUUCUUUGCACGGGCUUUGCUGCAAAGGAAUACAUCGCUCCCUUCAAAGGCAUCGAAACUUUCGAGGGUAUCUGUCACCACACGGCGAAGUGGCCUCGGGAGGUUGUUCCCUUAGCCGGGAGGCGAGUUGCGGUCAUUGGUACAGGAUCGAGCGGAGUACAAGUUAUCCAGGAAAUAGCGCCGAUUGUAAAACACCUCACGGUCUUCCAGCGUACACCCAAUUUGGCACAUCCAAUGAGGCAGACGAAACUGGACGAAAAGGGGCAACAAAAAGCAAAGCGACUCUACCCUACGAUAUUUAAGAGGAGAUUACAGACAUUCCCUGGGCUUGACGACAACUUCCAACCAAAAGAUUUUUAUUCCGCUUCGCCAGAGGAACGCCGGCUGCAUAUGGAGGACCUCUGGAAUCGUGGUGGUGUACGAUUCUUCAUCGGUAACUACCAGGACAUUCUCUUGAACGAGAGAGCCAACAAUGAAAUUUAUGAGUUCUGGAAGGAGAAAGUUCGCGAACGAAUUGAUGACCCUGUCAACCAAGAACUUCUUGCACCUACCAAUCCUCCUCAUCCAGUUGGCACCAAACGCGCAUCUCUGGAGCAGACGUACUAUGAGGUAUACAACCAGCCCAACGUCAGCCUCAUUGACGCUGGGAAAACCCCUAUCGUCGAAAUAACGCCAGACGCUGUCGUAACCAGCGAUGGUGUUCAUCACCAAGUGGAUAUCAUUGUUCUCGCCACAGGGUUCGAUAGCAUCACAGGCUCACUAACUCAAAUAGAUAUUCGGGGGGUCGACGGUACGACCAUCAAGGACAAGUGGGCGAAGGGGGUAUAUACACACUUGGGCAUGACUACCGCGAACUUCCCAAACAUGUUCUUUUUCUACGGAGCUCAAGCCCCUACAGCGUUUAGCAACGGUCCAACUUGCAUUGAGGUGCAAGGAGAUUGGGUGACAGCGUGUAUCGAACACAUGCUAACCAAUGGUUUUACGCGCAUCGAAGCGACCCGGGAGGCAGAAGAGGAAUGGCGUAACAUGGUGUUAUCCGGUUCCAGUCAAGCCCUCUUCCAUAAGGCGAAAUCAUGGUAUCUUGGUGCCAACAUUCCCGGAAAACCUAUCGAGCAACUCAAUUUUGUUGGUGGCGUCCCAUUAUACAAUAGUAUCUGUCGGGAGAAAGCCGAGAAGGGAUACGAAGGUUUUGUACUAGCGGAGCCCCGAACCGAGUGUUCGUGCUGA